Sorghum bicolor (sorghum) is the source of this 1031-nucleotide messenger RNA. RefSeq lists its product as uncharacterized. Lineage: Eukaryota; Viridiplantae; Streptophyta; Magnoliopsida; Poales; Poaceae. The coding region runs from base 122 to 793 and encodes 223 amino acids. The transcript is spliced from 2 exons. The record is from RefSeq and is a predicted model, not a curated record.
GGCCUUUUGAACCACAGGCCCGGCGGCCCGCGCUCUGCCUAUCUCCUCCGCAGUCAGCCACUGCGACUGCGAGCCUCCGACCAACUACCACCACCAGUCCACUACCACCACCGCGACGGAGAUGACGCCGCCUCACCUCCCCGUCACCGUCGCCGUCGCCGUCCUUCUCCUCUUCCUCUGCCUCCCGGCGACCUCAGUCGCUGCCGCCGCCGCCGCUGACCCGACCCCGACCCCAUGGCCCCCGCAAUUCCACGCGACGCUGGUCAUGGAGUACCACGGCAACAUGUCCGUGGCCGACCUCUGGUACGACUGGCCGGGCGGCCGCAACCUGCACAUCAUCCGCUACCAGCUUGCCGCCGACGCGCCCUACUAUGACAACGAGUGGAACAAUGGUACCUCCUUCUUCUACACCCCGGCGCGCCGCACCUGCCGCUCCGCCGCCGUCGGGGUCGGCAUCCUCCGCCCCGACUGGCUCCGCCCUGGCUCCGUCUACCUCGGCCGCCGUGACGCCGGUGGAUUCGACUGCCACGUCUGGGCCAAGGCCGACUUUAUCACCUACUACGAGGACGUCAAGACCAAGCGACCUGUCAAGUGGGUCUUCUACACAGGUAGGAUCGCGUACGUGAUGAGCUUUGAGGUGGGAGCGGUGCUGGAGGACGCAGCGUGGCAGGCCCCAGAGUACUGCUUCACCAAGGACGGUGGUGGGCUUGCCGAUGCCGCCGAGACCACCACCGAGAUCUCUGAUGGUGGGCAUCAUGGCAGCAGCAGCUUCAUCCCCAGGAGCGUGCUGUGACUGUGAGGACUCAUCUUGCGGCCAUGUUAAUGUUAUGUUCCCAUCCUGGUCCCCCGGUAGAGCUUUGGUGGCCUUUGGGCAUGGAGGUGAGGUGUAAACAGGGUGUGUGGUGGCUAUGAUUUACAUGCCCUCAUGUACCACUGCCUCUUGUGCGGUAAUGUUUUUACUUUUAAGGAGAUUAACUCUGCUUUUUAUAAAGCAAUUGUGCAGUAAUGUUUUGCCUGUGUUUUGUUAUCUC